Messenger RNA from Cottoperca gobio, 12143 nucleotides. It is a transcript of the gene cacna1aa, whose product is annotated as calcium channel, voltage-dependent, P/Q type, alpha 1A subunit, a. The record is from RefSeq and is a predicted model, not a curated record. Gene Ontology annotation, biological process: calcium ion import across plasma membrane; chemical synaptic transmission. The transcript has 47 exons. Lineage: Eukaryota; Metazoa; Chordata; Actinopteri; Perciformes; Bovichtidae. Gene Ontology annotation, molecular function: calcium ion binding; high voltage-gated calcium channel activity. Bases 1054 to 8520 code for a protein of 2488 amino acids. Gene Ontology annotation, cellular component: membrane; neuronal cell body; voltage-gated calcium channel complex.
UAAGACGGCGGAGAAGCGGCCGUCAUACCCUUGUCUUUGACGACGCCGUCCGUGUCUCUUUCUCAGCUUCUGGAUGGCCGCGCAGGUGACGGAGAGAAGAUGAUGGUUGCAACGAGGGAGGAUGUUAUUGAAUUCGUAUGAGAAAAUUAUUUCAUCUUCAGCGCUCGUCAACAAUGACACCGACAUUUCAAAGGAAAACGGUAUUUUUCUUUCUCCUUUCUAUUCGAGAUUGUGCACUCUGAAAUAAUACGCAUUAUUAAUAACAAAUGUCACAAUUGUCCUGGUCUCAAGGAUUGUCAGAGCACACUGGUUAAACAACUGUAAGGUGGCGGGAGCCCCAUUAUUGCCACACACUGUGCCAAACAUUGCGGAUGUUUUUAAAUAAAUAAAUAAUUAUCGCUUUUCCCUUUUCAAUGCCUUUCAAGUCUUCGGAAACGCGAUUGUUUCCAAAAUGCCAAGUUGGACGUCACUGACAGCCAUAGCUGUAGGCUGUUAAUUAUUUUCCGAUUUAUUUUCGACAAUCUGAUUUAUUGAGGCCUGUGUAAUAUUAGAGGCGUUUAGAUUGCCAUUACACGCUGUCAUGAGAGUAACGUAAUAAAUCGUCCAGAAAGGUGCAGGAGGCUGUGCGCUCUGAUACAGGCAUGAACCAUGGAGAACAUGAAACAUUCAUGUUAAGUCGCUACAGUCUCCCCAUGAUUUCAUGUUGGGGGCGAAUUCUGCUUUAUACGGACAUAAGAACCGACUAAGACUGAGACACACUACCCCACAGUGCAACCAGUCAGCCAACCGACCACACAUUUAAUUUCCUCACACCCACAAUUGGCCGUUGGCAGAGACGCACAGAGAAGGAGACAGUACAUGGGCGUCCUCGUCUGCUAAAAACAGCAUAUAACUGCUCGCCGGGUGCAGGUGUUCAGCAUAAGCUUACAAGACAACCCGUUGUGCAUAUGAGACGUUCCAAUCCAGAUGGGAUGUAAUGUUGUGUGGCUGCACAGCUGAGCAUUGGUCUCCUUCUCCGCUGCUUCGUGAAGAUUGGCUUUCGGUGUCCAGAGAAUGGCGCGGUUCGGAGAUGAGGUACCGGCCAGGUAUGGUGGAGGGCCCGGCGGAGGGGGCCCUGGUGGCCGAGGUGGUAGCAGGCAAGGAGGACCCCACGGACACGGUCAUGGCCACGGCCACGGACAUGGCCACGGUCCACCCGGAGGGCCCGGGGGCCAGAGAGUGUACAAGCAGUCUAUGGCGCAGAGAGCCCGGACUAUGGCCCUCUAUAACCCCAUCCCUGUGCGCCAGAACUGUUUCACUGUCAACCGCUCGCUGUUCAUUUUCAGUGAGGAUAACUUCGUCAGAAAAUACGCCAAAAAGAUCACCGAAUGGCCUCCAUUUGAGUGGAUGAUUCUCGCCACCAUCAUUGCCAACUGCAUCGUCUUGGCUCUGGAACAACAUUUGCCUGACGGUGACAAGACGCCGCUGUCCGAACGCCUGGAUGAUACAGAGCCGUACUUCAUCGGGAUCUUCUGUUUUGAGUCUGGAAUAAAGAUCCUGGCGCUUGGUUUUGCCUUCCACAAAAACUCCUACCUGAGGAAUGGAUGGAACGUCAUGGACUUUGUGGUGGUGCUCACAGGGAUCCUGUCCACUGUGGGUUCAGAUUUCGACUUGCGGACCCUCAGGGCUGUGCGUGUAUUGAGGCCCCUCAAACUGGUGUCCGGUAUUCCCAGCUUACAGGUGGUGCUCAAAUCCAUCAUGAAGGCCAUGAUUCCUCUGCUGCAAAUAGGCCUGCUUCUUUUCUUCGCCAUCCUCAUGUUCGCCAUCAUCGGCCUGGAGUUCUACAUGGGCAAAUUCCACACAACCUGCUUUGACAAUCACACAGGUGAGAUCCGAGAAGAGCAUCCAUGUGGGACAGAGCUUCCGUCACGGCUGUGUCCAGAGGGCACCAUGUGUCGACAGUACUGGCUGGGACCAAACUACGGCAUCACCCAGUUUGACAACAUCCUGUUUGCUAUCCUCACCGUCUUCCAGUGUAUCACCAUGGAGGGCUGGACUGACCUGCUAUACUACAGCAACGAUGCCUCAGGGAGUGCAUGGAACUGGAUGUACUUCAUCCCCCUCAUCAUCAUCGGCUCCUUCUUCAUGCUCAACCUGGUGCUGGGUGUAUUGUCAGGGGAGUUUGCCAAAGAGAGAGAGCGUGUGGAGAACAGGAGUGAGUUCAUGAAGCUCAGAAGACAGCAGCAGAUUGAAAGGGAACUCAAUGGUUAUCUGGAGUGGAUCUGCAAAGCUGAAGAGGUCAUCUUGGCGGACGAUGACAAUGAAAAUGAAUAUGAUGGCUCCCGUAGAAGAGCCACAAAGAACCACAAGAGCAAAGCUGAGCUGCUAAACCCAGAGGAAGGGGAGGGAGAUCUGGCAGUAGGGUCACCUUUUGCCCGCGCCAGCUUGAAGAGCUCCAAACUCGAAGGAUCAGAUUUCAAGCGGCGGGAGCGACGGCUACGCUUCCUCAUCCGACACGCUGUUAAGUCCCAGGCCUUCUACUGGACCGUACUGUGUUUGGUGGGCCUCAACACUAUGUGUGUGGCUGUCGUGCACUAUGACCAGCCAGACCGUCUGUCAGAGUUUCUAUAUUUUGCUGAACUAAUCUUCCUGGGGAUAUUCUUGACGGAGAUGUUUAUAAAGAUGUACGGCCUGGGCAAGCAGGCCUACCUCAACUCCUCCUUCAACUGCUUCGACUGCAUUGUGAUAUGUGGUAGUAUAUUUGAAGUGCUGUGGUCCAUCAUCCAGCCGGGCACAUCGUUUGGCAUCAGUGUGCUACGAGCUCUCAGGUUAUUAAGGAUUUUCAAAGUUACCAAGUACUGGGCAUCUUUGCGUAACCUCGUCGUAUCACUGCUCAACUCCAUGAAGUCCAUCAUCAGCUUGCUCUUCCUGCUCUUCCUCUUCAUAGUUGUCUUUGCCCUGCUGGGCAUGCAGCUCUUCGGAGGACAGUUUAAUUUUGAAACUGGCACUCCUCCGACCAACUUUGAUACCUUUCCCGCAGCAAUAAUGACAGUGUUCCAGAUCCUGACCGGCGAGGACUGGAACAUGGUGAUGUACGAUGGAAUCGAGUCUCAGGGUGGAGUCAACAAGGGCAUGGCCUUCUCUGUCUUCUUCAUCGUGCUCACACUUUUCGGCAACUACACUCUGCUGAAUGUGUUCUUGGCUAUCGCUGUGGACAAUUUAGCCAACGCACAGGAACUGACCAAGGAUGAACAGGAGGAAGAGGAAGCUGCUAGUAAGAAGAUCGCCCUGCAGAAAGCCAAGGAGGUGGCUGAAGUCAGCCCACUGUCUGCUGCCAAUCUCUCCAUUGCAGCUAAGGAACAGCAGAAGAACAACAAGGGGAUCAACAAGUCAGUGUGGGAACAACGCACCAAGGAGCUGAGGAGGCAGACUCUGGUGUCCAGCCGCGAGGCACUCUAUAACGAACUGGACCCUGAGGAACGCUGGAAGGUGAACUAUUCACGUAACAGCCGUCCAGACAUGAAGACCCACCUGGAUCGACCGUUGGUGGUCGACCCCCAUGAGAACCGCAACAACAACACAAACAAGACCACUGUAAACAAUUCAGACCUCUGCUUUAGCCAGCACCAUCCUGCUGAUGAGCUCCACAGACAAACACGCCUCCACGAGCAUGUUGGCCAAGUAGGAGAGGGUGGAGGAGGAGGCGGCUCAGGGCCAGUCAGGCCUCCCUUGGAGAGAGGCGAGUCCUCGGAGAGCAGGCGGAGUCGUAAAGGCGAGCACCACCACCACACCUCUCAUGUCCGAUUGGAUGCUACAGUGAUUCCUGGGCCUGGCUCGGAGGAGAGGCCUUCCAGGCGCCAUCACCACACCAGGAGCGGCAGUCGAGGGGGAGGACAGUCAGAACACAGGAAGCCCAGGUCACAUCGAAAAAGUGCAGAAGAUGGUGAGGAUGGCGGGGGAGGAGCUGGAAAAACAGGGAGACAUAAGAGCAGAGGGGUCGACGGAGGUGGAGAAGGAGGAGAGCAGGAGGGAGCUGGGGAUGGCGGUGAAAGGAGGCCAAGAAGAAAUCGUCAUGGCAACCAAACGGACGGCGAGGGGAAGAGGAUGUGCCAGCACAGAAGGAAGGAUUGCAGUGUCCCGAACCUCUCCACCACACGGCCCAUUCAAAAGAGCCUCCCCAGGCAGGACAGCCAGUACAGUGAGGAUAUGGACAACCUCAUGAAUACCAAACUGGUCUCUGGCUCCACCCCACCCAGCGACGCUCACCCUAAUCCACAUGCCAACCACACUGUGGCCCCAGGCUUUGGAUCUGCCCUCCAUCUUGCUAAUAGUGGCACUCAUGGGAGUUUGGUGACAUUGGAUAGCUAUGGGAGCAUCGCCCAUCACCGCACCAACAGUGUCAUCAGGCUGCCCCACCAUGACUACACAGCGGUAGACAUGCCAAUUUUCCCAUCCACCAAUGCCAUACUGCAAAUCAAUAAGAAUGCCAACACGGAGCCUCUGCCAGCGAAGGAGGACAAGGACGAUGACGAUGAUGAGAAGCGAGGUGAAGGAGGACCCAAGCCCAUGCCUCCCUUCAGCUCCAUGUUCAUCCUGUCCACCACCAACCCGUUUCGGCGGGCGUGUCACUACGUCUGCACUCUGCGUUAUUUUGAGAUGUGCAUCCUGCUGGUCAUUGCCAUGAGCAGUAUCGCCCUGGCUGCUGAAGACCCUGUCUGGCCUGAAUCCCCUCGCAACAAUGUCUUACGUUAUUUCGACUACGUCUUCACAGGAGUAUUCACAUUUGAGAUGCUGAUAAAGAUGGUGGAUUUGGGGCUGGUCUUGCACCAGGGCUCUUAUUUCCGGGACUUGUGGAACAUCCUUGACUUUAUAGUGGUUAGUGGUGCUCUGGUGGCCUUCGCCUUCACGGGGAGCAGUAAGGGAAAAGACAUCAGCACUAUCAAGUCUCUGAGGGUACUCAGAGUGUUACGACCUCUGAAGACCAUCAAACGUCUUCCCAAACUCAAGGCUGUCUUUGACUGUGUGGUGAACUCUCUGAAGAAUGUGCUCAACAUCCUGAUCGUCUACUUACUCUUCAUGUUCAUCUUUGCUGUGGUGGCCGUGCAGCUCUUUAAAGGACGCUUCUUUUUCUGCACUGACGAAUCCAAAGAGUUUGAGCGCGAUUGCAGGGGCGAAUAUCUGGUGUAUGAACGUAAUAACGAAGUGAAGGCGCAGAAGCGGGAGUGGAAGAAGUACGAUUUCCACUACGACAACGUGGCUUGGGCCCUACUCACCCUCUUCACCGUAUCUACCGGAGAGGGGUGGCCGCAGGUGCUGAAGCAUUCAGUGGAUGCGACUUAUGAGAACCAGGGCCCGAGCCCGGGGUACCGGAUGGAAAUGUCCAUCUUUUACGUGGUGUACUUCGUGGUCUUCCCCUUCUUCUUCGUCAACAUCUUCGUGGCUCUCAUCAUCAUCACCUUCCAAGAACAAGGAGACAAGAUGAUGGAGGACUAUAGUUUAGAAAAGAAUGAGAGAGCCUGUAUAGACUUUGCAAUUAACGCCAGACCUCUGACACGCCACAUGCCUCAGAACAAGCUGAGCUUUCAAUACCGAAUGUGGGAGUUUGUGGUGUCGCCGCCAUUUGAGUAUACUAUCAUGGCAAUGAUCGCGCUCAACACCGUCGUGCUGAUGAUGAAGUAUGACGGAGCUUCUGAUACCUAUGAAGCUGUGUUAGCCAACCUGAACAUAGUGUUUACCUCCCUCUUCUCCAUGGAGUGUGUACUCAAGAUCAUCGCCUUUGGAGUACUGAAUUAUUUCAAAGAUGCCUGGAAUAUAUUUGACUGUGUGACAGUUCUGGGCAGCAUUACUGACAUCCUGGUUACGGAGCUCGGGAAUAAUUUCAUCAACCUAAGUUUCCUGAGGCUGUUCAGGGCAGCUCGUCUCAUCAAGCUGCUGCGGCAGGGAGAAACAAUUCGGAUCUUGCUCUGGACCUUCGUUCAGUCCUUCAAGGCACUGCCUUAUGUCUGCCUCCUCAUUGCCAUGCUGUUCUUCAUUUACGCCAUCAUUGGGAUGCAGCUGUUUGGGAAUAUCGCUAUUGAAGAAGACGGAGAGAGUGCCAUCAACCAGCACAACAACUUCAGGACCUUCAUACAGGCUCUCAUGCUGCUAUUCAGGAGCGCAACAGGAGAGGCGUGGCACGAGAUCAUGCUGUCAUGUCUGGGGACCAAGGAGUGUGACCCCCUGGCAGGGAAUCCAGAGCCAGAGUGUGGCAGCCAGUUUGCUUACCUCUACUUUGUCUCCUUCAUCUUCUUCUGUUCAUUCUUGAUGCUGAAUCUGUUUGUCGCCGUCAUCAUGGACAACUUUGAGUACUUGACUAGAGAUUCAUCCAUACUGGGACCUCACCACCUGGAUGAGUAUGUCAGGAUAUGGGCCGAGUAUGAUCCUGCUGCCUGUGGCAGGAUCAGUUGCAGGGAAAUGUAUGACAUGCUGAGGCAAAUGUGUCCUCCACUAGGCCUCGGGAAGAGGUGUCCAGCACGGGUGGCCUACAAGAGACUGCUCCGUAUGGAUCUGCCUGUGGCCGAUGACAACACGGUCCACUUCAACUCCACUCUCAUGGCCUUGAUCCGCACAGCACUGGACAUCAAGAUCGCCAAGGGUGCUGAAGGUGGUGUUGACAAGCACCAGAUGGACGCAGAGCUGAGGAAAGAGAUGAUGGCGAUCUGGCCCAACCUCUCGCAGAAGACUCUGGAUUUGCUGGUUACGCCUCACAAGUCCACAGACCUGACAGUGGGGAAAAUCUACGCUGCUAUGAUGAUCAUGGAGUACUACCGACAGAGCAAGAUCAAGCGCUCGCAGGCUCUUCGUGAUGAGCAGAAUCGAACGCCAUUACUGUUUCAGCGCGUGGAGCCACCUUCCCCCGCCCAGGAUGGGGGUCCGGGACUUAACAACGCCCUCCCUCCACCUGAGAUAACAGGGACUGUCAACGGCCUGCCGGUGCAGGGCGGAGUCUCGGAGAGCCAAUCUUGGGUGACGGCUCGUGCUCAGGAGAUGUCCGAGAAGGUUGGCAGCUGGAGCCCUGAGGGACACCCUGAGGACAGCCUGGGAAGCAUGAGCAACUCUCAGACGGUAGAGAUGAGAGAGAUGGGGCAGGAUGGUUACUCGGAUACUGAGCACUUUCCACCAAUGGAAGGCCAUGGCAGGGCCGCUUCCAUGCCCCGCCUCCCAGGCGACAACCAAACCAUAAAUGACAGCAGUCCCAUGAAACGCUCGGCCUCGUCGCUGGGCCACAGCAGGUCAGGCCGGGGUCACAGAGACAAAGGAGGGGCAGAAGACUACAACAUGGAGUGUGUACCUGAAGAAGAGAGAACUUCCAGACAUGGACACCGGCGAAAAGACCGGAAUCACCGGUCUGAGAGGUCCCUGUGUCGCUACACGGAGGCUGACACAGGCCUGGGCACAGACCUGAGCACAACCACCCAGUCAGGGGACCUCACGUCCAAAGACAAGGAUCGUGACAGAGAUCGCGGCCGGUCCAAAGACCGUAAACACCACCACCAUCAUCACCACCACCACGGCUCCGUGGACAAGGAGCGCUAUGUAGCAGAACGAGGGGGCGAGUACGGACACAGGCACUCCCGUGACAGAGAGCAUGACCGGGAGAGGGACAGAGAUAGGGAACGGCGCUGGUCACGAUCGCCCAGCGAGGGACGCGAGGGUACGCGAGGGACGCGAGGCAGUAGUUCGGUCAGCGGAAGUCCCGUCCCCUCAACGUCGGGGACCAGUACGCCGCGUCGAGGCCGUCGACAGUUGCCUCAGACCCCCGCUACACCCCGGCCCCAUGUAACCUACUCCCCUGUGGUCCGUAAGGCCAUGCCCACACCACCUGGGGGGCCACAGGGCCGACCCCCAGCCCCUGCCCCCCGUCGCUUUUCUCCCGAGCCUGCCCAAGGCCAGGGCACUCCUGCCACUGGACUCCCACAGCCCCACCAUGGCACAUCCCGCCAGGGUCAUCACCCCCCACCUCGCUGGGGAGACACGGAUGGAGGAGGCGGCUCCAUUGAAGGGGAUGGCUGCUUCUACAACCAGGACUACCAGGACUAUGAGCCCCACCAUGAACCACCUGCCUAUGAGCAGAACCCCAUGCAGGGUGGCAACCCCCACCCCCACCCUCACGCUCAUGCCCAAGCCAACCACCCACUGCCACCUCCCCCACAACAACAGCCACAUAACCCCCAUCCCCUCCCUCCACCCCAGCCACACCCUGUAAACAACCCACACCCUCAUCCACCGCCCCACCCACAGCCCAGUCGCACCUCACCUAGGACUGCCGGCCAUGCGCCCCCGCCCACCACCGCCCUGACUGGGCCUGUACAAGGACAGACGCAGCCUGUUGCCCAGCGCCGCUUACCCAAUGGCUACCGCUCUUCAUCACCUUCCAAACAUCUCCAUGGACCCCCACAUACCGGGCCUCACAAGGUCCCCCCUCCACCUGGGCAUCCCAGAGGUCCCCGCAAGGGCCUGCAUGAACCCUACAGCGAGACGGAGGAUGACGACUGGUGCUAGCGUCUGGGGAUGGGGGACUGGCGUAAGGAGGAAAAAUAAUUGAUCGAUGGACCGAAAGAUGAAGACGGGAAGCUCUAAGCGAGAGCUCUGACUGCCAAAGGAAACCAGGAUUCCUUCUUUCUUGCCUGUUCAAUUUUUUCCUCUCCUCCACUGCUUGGCAUGUCCCAGUGCUGCCGGGCUAGAUGGAGGGAUGAGUGUCAGGAUGAAGGGGUGGAACAAGAAUGCUGAGGCAGGAUCUGGAGAAAUAAGUGGUGUACGGGGAAACCACCUCCAUGUUCUGCUUGCAUUGUUGUUGCAUUCAUUUCUUGAUGCCAAAUAAGACCAACCUCAAACUGAAGGAUGCAAGCAGGAGGGGUGACAACACUAGUCUUUGUGUGUCUUAAAUUAUGCCUCUGGCAACGAGCUACAGCCACUUACAAGAUGUCAAGAGUUGCGACUCGACAAAACACACUUUACAGUCAGAGACAAAAGAACGACCACUGUUUUUUUUUCCUUUUGCUUCUCAAAGCUAACUUCAGUUAAGUUAGCUGCAAAAAGAAUCAAACCCAACCCUCCCAGCCACAAGUUGAAUAUUGAUGAGUUUUAUCAUCUGUGUUUUUAAAUAAGAACAAAACUGACAAUGAGCCCUCCACCUGUAUGAGGUGAGGAGGCUGAGUGGGUGGGAGAGUUGGAGAGUGUUGCACGGAGGUUGACAAGUCAAAAUGUAGAGGACAGGAUGGGUGUGUUUGGGAUGUUUACCGUUGACCCUGGCGAACACCCUCCUCGCAGAAACAAAACAUUUGAACCAACCUCAACCCAUGACCUGUGAGAGAAGAAAAACAAAAACGUGGAGAUGGGUUUCAGAAACAAAAAAAACAAAAAAACAAUAACUGUUUUCUGCAGUAUUUCUUCUUCUAUUCCUGCUUCUUCUUCCUCCUUCUCUUCUACUUCUUCAAAACAUUGAAGCUUGAAUCUUCUGUUGCACCCCACACAGCUUCGUUUUUUAGACUUGCGGAGUUGUACACCCUGUGGAAUCCUGCAUGAAUGAUACAAAAAAUUAUAAUAAUAGCAACAAUGAGAAUCUACUGUAUGUGGGGGGAAACGUUACUUGGUCCUUUCUGUUGUGGUCUGCAGGGUUUCUCUCUUUCUUUCUUUUAAAGUGAAAAUGCCUUUCUGUUUCUCUCUGUCUCCUCUGUAUGACAUUUCUCUUCCUGUACCUUCAUUUACACUACAAUCAAGUGACAGAAGGCUAUAGGGAGAUUGGAUAGUUACUGUAUGUCUAUCUAAAAGGAACAAAAUUAUUACUUUUUGCUUGCUUGUCUGUAUGUUCUGUGUCAGGUGCCUGCCACUGAUACAGCCGGAAUUGCACAUAUUUUUUGUGGAAGUAACUUUUUGUAACUACGGUGAUAUAACGGGAAGCAGGGUAACGUGGAUAAAGAGAUGUGGGGUCCAAUAUCGGUGAACAAGACAGACAAAUCAGUGACAUCUCAAAGUCUUCCAGGGUUUGGGCUUAAAAACAGAGACAUCCGAGAGAAAGAGACCAAUAGAAAGGCGGAGAAAGGAGAGAAACUCUUCUUCUUUGUUUUCUUUGUUAUCAACCGUAAUGAUGGAUAAACACAUGAUAUAAUAACUUCUGACGAUCGUGAUGAUCGUGAUAAUGAGACAGAUUCUCCAUAUUUGGUCUGUAUAUUCUGUUCUGUAUGUUGAUUUUGAGCUCAGCUAAUCGUUUUUCCAACCCUGAGGUGGAGCUCUAACCCACAGUUGCAUUGUGGGAGAAUGAGUCUGCAGGAGGGCAAACAUAAGUCGGUGAUUAGCAAAAGCAGUCAAUAGGUCUGUCACUCUUUUGUUUUUUCAAAGACUAUAUAGAAUUUAGACAGUGGGUGAAUUAGAUUGUGAGCCCCCUAAAAAUCGUCCAGACGCAGCAGUUCCCCUCCAGGUUUUGCAUUGAAUGGAGUCUCCUCUCCUGCAGAUGCUAAAGCAGAGUUCCACCACCGCUUGUGACCUUCCGGUGGCGCUGUACGACAGUGUACCUCUAGUUUUUGUACCUCUCCUUUUACUUCACUUCUGAUUCAGAGUUGUUGCACCAAGAAUACAGUUUAGCUCAUUCUCUCACUCGUAGACCGCCGCGUCUGUGUUCACCACGUGUAAACACAGGCGACUGAAUUGCACAGUUCAGGUGGGUUGGAGAAAAGAUGUCUGGGCCUCGUCAUGGUCCUGGAAAACAUCCGUGUUCUGUGUGUAUCACUCCUGUAUAUCUUUUAUUUCUUUCUUUGUGUUUCUCUGUGUGCCUCAAACUAACACUUGUCACUAAUGCACACCACUGUCAGCCCCGACAUUAUUAUUAUUUGAUUUAUUUGACGUUUUUAACCUGGAGGCCUAUCACAUGUUGACCAGAGAAUGCACCGAAAAAAUAGAAAAGAAAAAAAACUGCCUAUUAGUGUCUUUCCAACCUCAGUGGAAUGUCACAGACAAGUAUUUUUUCACAUCACUACACGUAAAAUCAGAAAGCACACUAAGUAUGUAGCUACCUGGUUGUGUGUGUGUGUGUGUGUAUAAGUGGGUUUUUUGCGUGUGUGUAUGUUCAUGGGUGAGUGUGUUUCAGAUCAAUUUUUGGUGUUUUGUUUUUGUGCCUGCUUUGCUUUCUAUUCUUUGUCUCCAGAAAUCCUUUUGAAAUCUUAAAGAUGUUUUAGUCCAAUCAUCUUCGACUGUGUGUGUGUGUGUGUGUGUGUGUGUGUGUGUGUGUGUGUGUGUGUGUGUGUGUGUGUGUGUGUGUGUGUGUGUGUGUGUGUGUGUGUGUGUGUGUGUGUGUGUGUGUGUGUGUGUGUGAUGACAGUAAACCCCUGAAUGAAACAUGCAUAGCCCCAAACAUACACCGUCCAUCUUUGUGUCUAUGCUGCAGUGAAAUCCACUAACACGCUGAUUAACCACACAAAGUCUUCAAAAAGCAAUGUAAAGCCGCUACUGAGAAAAAAAUAGUUUUUUUUAAGUACAAAAUAUUAAAAAAGGGAAAAAAUAUCUAGUUCCAGAAAUGCAUGUGCUAUGUGCAUGCCACACCGUGGGUUAACAGUCAUCUUCAGGACAUAAAAGAAAAAGCAGAUUAAUGAAUUCAGAGGAAUUAAAAAUAAAAAAUAAAAAAAGAUAUAUAAAUAGAUAGAUGUUUUUAAAAAGCAACGUUUCCUUUUUUUCCUUCUAUUUUUGAGAACAAAAAAGAUUAAAAAUUACAACAACAAAAAAAUGUCUAAAGAAUAAAAACACAAAAGAGACUUUGGUGAGAGUUUGUUUUCUUCUGUUACAUGGGGUUGAGGCACAACACAACCAUGUUCAGGACACCACAAAAAAAGAACUGCUUAAAAAAAAUAUAUACAAAGAAAAGAAAGUACAGUUCAGACGAUGGUGUAUUCUCCCUUCUACUUUGUGGGGGUCGGGGGGUGCAGGAGCUAGCCAAACAAAUCUGAUGAUGUACUCAUAAUGGCUGUGGAAACCUUUGAUCUCUCACUCACUCCCUUUUUUUCUCUCUCUCUAACUCUGUCUCUCUCACACUCUUAUCUGUUGCACUCUCAAACUGUCUCACCGCUAUUUCUACCAGUGCAUUUUGUAAUUCUAAACAGAACUCUUCCUAAAGAAUAAAAUCCAGAGAGAAUGCA